AUGUGUGUCGACCAGAGAAUGGACAAGGUGGAGCAGAGGCUUGCCAGCAAAAUUGAAGAUUCCCAGUUGAAGCUAGAAGGAAUGGAGACGAGAAUUAUGUCUAAGUUGAAGGACUCUACUACUGACUUAAAGCGGCACACAACGCAGAAGUGCGCUGCAGGGCCUAGUGAUGGAUCAUCCUCUUCUUCGAAAUCGACUGCAAGUGGAGGACGCCGUGACAGCUGGAGUCUCCCAACCAAUGCUGGCUCGAACACCUCAACUGAGGUUGUUCUAGAACGUUUGGAGGCUCAGGAUGGAAUCCUCAACCACAUGGACAGCCAAAUUGACUGGCUACUCGAGAUGGUCCAAGGUCUCCAAGCAAAGUGUCCGGACCAUUCUACAAUCAAGAAGAAGGGCAGUCCAGCAAGCACGGUGAUCACCACAAGCUCUGAUGGCACUGGUACUUACACCAGAAACCAGCGCAUGCAAGAGGCUUUUGAAGGACGGCGUCACAGCAGUUCUGGCACUGGCAACAAUACCCGCUAUGUGAGCAUGACAGUCAAUCAGUACUCUAAGAGUGUGCCCAACGCCGGCGGCACACCCUCCCUGAAGACGGCACCAGCUCCAUCUCCGGCCACAGCUCCGGCAAAGCCACCUAAAAUUCAGUUCCAGCAUGUUUCUGAAGUGAUCCCAUUCUCUCACGAACAGAACCACCGAGUUGGAGAGAAGCAAGCCACUAUCCCUGCACGUGGCCCCUUCAAGGACCCUUAUGCCCAGUUCAGCCAGAAGCAGAAGACUCCACAGUUCCACAAUCCGUACAGGACCUCGGCAGCUAACAGCAAUGCAAAUCCACCUUCUUUUACUCAGCAGAUGCCACCUCUUUCUCAAGCAAAAAGUGACCGCGAUGGAACCAACUUUGGCAGUACUCAGUUUCACUCUCAGAAUGAGAAUAGUCCCCCUAAUGGCCAAGUUGAUGUUUGA
Seminavis robusta is the source of this 960-nucleotide messenger RNA. The record is from the annotation of a GenBank genome assembly. NCBI's taxonomy places the organism in Eukaryota, Bacillariophyta, Bacillariophyceae, Naviculales, Naviculaceae.